GCUCAGCUCAGCUCUCCCACUGCCGCAUCCGCAUUCACCCUGCCCGCCGCCAGUGCCGUUGCCGCCGCCGCCACAAUGGAGUCACUCUUGGCCUCUUCUUCCGCUUGUUCUCCGAUCGCUUCUCUCGUCUCCCCCGCCACGCGCUCUUCUCGGAGGCCUCGCCGCCUCUCGCUCUCUCUCAGCGGCGAACGCCCUGCGGUGCCUCGCGCGACGGCGAAGAUGAGCCUGCCAGAGGAGACGAAGAAGGAGGCCAAGCUGUGGGGCGGCCGGUUCCAAGAGAGCGUCACCGACGUGGUGGAGAGGUUCACGGAGUCGAUCUCCUACGAUAAGCAGCUUUACAAGCAGGACAUCAGGGGGAGCCGCGCCCAUGCAUCCAUGCUCGCUCACCAGGGGCUAAUGAGCAACAGCGAUAGAGAUCGCAUCCUGUGGGGCCUUGAUCAGAUAGAGUGUCAGAUUGAAGCAGGUGAGUUUUUGUGGAGGACUGACAGAGAGGACGUUCACAUGAACAUUGAAGCUGCACUUACAGAUUUGGUUGGUGAACCUGCAAAAAAACUCCACACAGCUCGGAGUCGAAACGAUCAAGUUUCAACAGAUUUUCGUUUGUGGUGCCGUGACGCUAUUGAUGCAAUUCUUUUGCGUAUUAAACAACUUCAGGUUGCACUGGUGACUUUGGCCAAGAAGAACGAGGGCCUGAUAGUUCCUGGUUACACGCAUUUACAAAGGGCACAACCUGUUCUACUUCAACACCUUCUCUUAGCAUAUGUUGAGCAGCUUGAACGUGAUGCUGGGCGUUUACUAGAUUGCAGAGUGAGACUAAAUUUCUGCCCUCUAGGCGCAUGUGCUUUGGCAGGAACUGGCCUUCCCAUUGAUAGGUUUAUGACUUCUAAAGCUUUGGAAUUCACUGCUCCAUUGAGGAACAGCAUUGAUGCAGUCUCAGAUCGGGAUUUUGUCAUAGAGUUCCUUUCUGCUAAUUCCAUCACAGCAACUCAUCUAUCCCGGAUUGGUGAAGAGUGGGUACUGUGGGCCUCAGAGGAAUUUGGAUUUAUUACCCCUAGCGACUCUGUUUCAACUGGUAGUAGUAUAAUGCCUCAAAAGAAAAACCCAGAUCCAAUGGAACUUGUUCGCGGGAAGUCUGCUAGAGUGAUUGGAGACCUGGUUUCACUUCUUGUUUUGUGCAAGGGGCUUCCUCAAGCUUACAAUCGGGAUUUGCAGGAAGAUAAAGAACCUGCAUUUGACAGCGUUAAAGCAAUUAUGGGAAUGCUGGAAGUGACAACAGAGUUUGCUCAGAACAUAACCUUUAAUCAGGAGAGAAUACACAAGGCUUUACCAGCUGGUCAUCUUGAUGCCACGACGCUCGCAGAUUAUCUUGUGAAAAAGGAAAUUCCUUUCCGAACUUCACACGACAUAGUUGGGAGGGCUGUUGCUCUGUGCUUUUCAAAGAACUGCCAGCUUCAGGAUCUGAGCCUGGACGAGUUGAGAAGCAUUAACCCAGUGUUUGAAGAGGGUGUCUAUGAUUUUCUUGGAGUGGAAAACUCAAUCCAGAAGUUCAGCUCAUACGGUUCCACGGGCACGGCAUGCGUAGCUAGCCAACUCGAGUACUGGAUUGCUAAGCUCCACAUCAAAAGCGAUUGAAAAACAGUAAUGAAUGUGGAAAGCGUCUGCAGAUCAAAGUACUAGCUGUUUUUGGUAGAUCCCAUUGAUGAAAAGUAGCAAUGGAAUGAGAUCCACAGCAUUCGCUUCUAAAAGGGCUUAUACUAGGUUAUCUGUUCUGUUGUAUGCAGAAGGUUUUGAGACAUGUAGUAGUAGUAGUAGACCCUUUUGUAAUGUCAAUUUAGCCUCUGGAUUUGAUCGAGGAACCAACCUACUUUUGAUUCCAGCUCCUAAUUAAUGCAAUGUUUUGUGUUCCAUGCAA
Molecule: messenger RNA, 1912 nt
Organism: Diospyros lotus (date-plum)
Lineage: Eukaryota; Viridiplantae; Streptophyta; Magnoliopsida; Ericales; Ebenaceae
Product: argininosuccinate lyase, chloroplastic
Exons: 7
Coding region: 76-1632 (518 amino acids)
Cellular component (GO): cytosol
Molecular function (GO): argininosuccinate lyase activity
Source: RefSeq, a predicted model, not a curated record